AUGCAGAUUCUAAGACCCGUCGUUGCGCAGUGUUACUGUGGAGGGAGAUCGAUUUGCAAUGGCCAGUCUCGCGAUUUCUCCUCACUACCUAUUAAUAACAAUGGUACAAAGUCGAUGGGAGCAAGAGUGAAACUAGUUGUUUCGGGUGCAGUAUUGUCUGUGUGGGUUGGAUUUGAUGCUCUUGCAUCCAAGAGGAGAAAGGAAAUGAAGAAGAUGCUGCAAGACUACGAGACAGCUAAAAGUAAAAACAAAUAA
Molecule: messenger RNA, 255 nt
Organism: Arabis nemorensis
Lineage: Eukaryota; Viridiplantae; Streptophyta; Magnoliopsida; Brassicales; Brassicaceae
Source: the annotation of a GenBank genome assembly